AGUGUCCAUCCUUGUAAUGAGCGUUGAAUCGAAGGUUGAAGUAGAUAUGAAGGAUGAGGGGAAGCAUGAGUCCGGAGGGCAGCAACUGUUUGAUGAUGCCCGGGACGAUCUUGGAGUGUUGAGUAAUCUAUUAGUUGAUAUUGAGACCAUGCGGAGUAUAGGAGAAGGAGUGCCGGAGGAAAAGGUUUGUGAUAUCCUAAUGCAGUUGGAGAAGAUAAGGCGUAAUCAUCGUAAGUUGAGGGCAAUAGCUAUGGUAGAUGAGGAGGCUAUCAGUAAAGCAGUGGAUACUCAAUUACAUCAGUCCAUCAUGGCUAAAGAGAAAACAGCUUUCCAAGAGUCCCUCUACGAACAAGUUAUCUCGGCCACUGGACAUCCUGUAAUGAACGAUAUGUCCAAGUUAGUGGAGGGAAUGGGAGAGACGUUUCCUUCGACGAAGAGUUUUGAUGAGAUUGACAGGAACCUAUCAGCUGAAUUGAAAGCUCGACAGGAACUGGAAGGCUCAUUGGACGAAUUAAGCAAGGAGAGGGAGGAUUCUGCUAAGGAUUUGGAGUCUCGUGAGAAGUUGCAUAAAUUGGUUGAUCAACGAUUAGAGGAUCUACAGAAAGUAGUAAACCCCCUGAUGAAGGCAUUCGGCUCAGCAGCAGACCAACACAGCACUACUACGAUGACGUGAUUAUUGUUUCUU
Molecule: messenger RNA, 685 nt
Organism: Perkinsus marinus ATCC 50983
Lineage: Eukaryota; Perkinsozoa; Perkinsida; Perkinsidae
Exons: 6
Coding region: 17-673 (218 amino acids)
Source: RefSeq, a predicted model, not a curated record